AUGAACGACUAUUAUCAGAUACCCAAUAGUAACAGUAACAACAACAACAACAACAACAACGACAGAAUAGCUGCAACUGCACCAACUACACCAUGCAUUACAUCAAAUCGUUUUUAUCUACCUUAUAACAACAACCAUACUCAUUGUGUAUCACAACAACAACAACAUCAACAACAACAAGAUGAAGUAGAACAACACAAUAUUCCUUCACUUCAUGACUUGAUACACAACUCAACAACAACCUUGGAUAAACAAACAACUGGUACCCAAGACAAUGACAGUAGCAAUACCGACAACACCAAUACCACUUCCACUAACUCCAAGAUAACACUCCAUUCCUUCAACAACUACUUGGCAUCGAUACAUUGUCAAGAAAACUUACAAUUUAUCAUUGAACUCAAUAAAUUCAUGACAUCCUCCUCAUCCUCCUCAUCCUCAUCCAAGAGCACUUCAUCAUUAAGCCAAUGGCAACAGAUUUACUCCAAGUUUUUAAUUGCUGAAUCCGAAUGGGAAGUUAAUUUACCUAGUCGCCUAAGUUCAAAUUUACAUUUUGCUCAAUACCCCAAUGAAUCCACCCUACACAAUUGUAAACUGUACAUUAUUAAUGAACUUUUACAAAAUUUGUAUCACGAAUAUUUGAAAACUGUAACCAAGAAUAAAUGUGGAUUAUAUAGAAGGAGAUCAGUGGCAAUGGGUUCAUUACCAAUGAGGAGGAAUAACAGUGAUUGCAUGGAAAGCAACAAUACUACAACUACAGAGUUUACUUCAAACAUUUUACUGCCCGGAAAACAUACAAGACCAACUAUAGAUACAACAACAGUUAUUGAACAACAAUGUCCUUUAACUCCACCUUAUUCACCACCACCACAACUACAUUUACAACAGAAGCAACAGCAACAGCAACAGCAACCAUCACCACCACAACCACAACCACCACCACCACAACAACAACAACAACAUCAUCAUCAUCAUCAACAAAAACAACACCCUCCAUAUACAGUACUGUCACCAGUUGUACUGCAAUGCUUACAAGUACCAACUUCUGCUACCCUGUCUUCAAACACUCGACCACAGCGAAGCUCACUGUUGGGCCGCCAUAUUUCAUUCUUUGGCAAAAAAAGCAAGAGACGUCACAGUGAUAAUAAUAUUAAAGCCGCCAACAAUACCCAUAAACAUCAUGAUCAUCAUAAACAUGAAGACGACCACCACCGUCACAACACUACUACUCACAAGCACAACCACAACAAGAGUAUCAAACACAAAUCAUCUUCGGCGUUGAUUGAUGGAUAUGACUACUACUCCAUCCCAGUUGUUGAUUACGAUAUAGACCACAAUAGUAUCAUUUCAUCAACAUCAGAAUCAUCUUGUGCCAAUUCAAUUUCAACUUCAUCUUCUUCAUCAUCUCCACCACCACCCCCACUCCCACCACACACUUCCAGAUCACGUACACCUUCAGUAUGUUCCAAUUUAGUAUCUGACGCAUUAUCCUCGUCGUCUUCAGUAGCAUCAACAAAACUGUCUACUGUUGUGGUGACAGAUACAGCCCAGAAAGAGAUGAAUGAUACACCACCUUCAUCAAGAAACAACUCAAGUAGUUCUAAAUCUGGAUCAUCUCAUUAUUUAAAAAACCACAAUGCCACUACGCCCACAACAAUGGUUACUACUAGUCCUAUUACCCCCACUAGUGCCGGUGGUAAUAGUAUACACAAGAUUGUUGAUAAUUCAAAGAGUUAUUUCAGCAAGAUGAAGAAGUUCAAGUUUAGGAGAAAUAGUCAUGAUGAUGAUGAUGGUGAUAAUGAUCGUGAUGCUGAUGGCGACAAUGGAGACGAUGAAGAGUAG
Lodderomyces parapsilosis is the source of this 1839-nucleotide messenger RNA. RefSeq names its product GTPase-activating protein (gene RGS2). The record is from RefSeq and is a predicted model, not a curated record. Bases 1 to 1839 code for a protein of 612 amino acids. Lineage: Eukaryota; Fungi; Ascomycota; Pichiomycetes; Serinales; Debaryomycetaceae. The transcript has a single exon.